Lactuca virosa is the source of this 1800-nucleotide messenger RNA. The record is from the annotation of a GenBank genome assembly. NCBI's taxonomy places the organism in Eukaryota, Viridiplantae, Streptophyta, Magnoliopsida, Asterales, Asteraceae.
AUGGCAGAAUCAUCACGGAGAAAGAAGAGUAAAGUAGCAAAGACGACAGAGAAGACAAGCAAGUCUAAGAUCAGAUACGUACGUGACAAAGACUCUGAUGAUGAUCUUCUUGAUUUAGGAAUGUUGGAUGUUGAACCAUAUAACUUCAAAUCAACAAGUAACUUGUGUGAUGACCCUUUUCUAAACAUUUUAUUUGAUGAUAAAAUGUUGAAGAAAAGUCAUUUUGAAGGGAACGAUGAAGCUGAUGUUGAAGAUAUCCACCAGGUAGAGUAUGAGCAUGAAGACGUUGAAGAAUAUGACCUGGAAGUGGGUGUCGAGUUUAGGGUGCACGAUCCUACCGUCAAGUGGAACAAAAUGAAGCCUACUGUUGGUGAGUUGUACGAGUCUCCUGCUCAGUUAAGGUAUCAUAGAGAAAAUGAAGGAGUAUGGAAAAGAAAUGAGGAGCUGGAAAGUGAUAGCAAGUGUGGGGGGUAUGUAUUUGAGACAAAGUAUGGGUAUGCAGCUUACAAAGUGGAUUUGGAACAACACUACUACACAUGUAGACUAUGGGAGAUAUCUGGAAUACCAUGUGUGCAUGGUCAAGCAGCAAUAAAUUACAUUCACCAGGAUCCAACUAAUUUUCUAAGCAAUUGGUUCAAUAAGGAGAAAUUUGUGCCUGCAUAUACCACAAAUAUAUCACCGGUUAAUGGAAGCAACAUGUGGGCACCCACUGACUAUAUAAAGCUAUUACCUCCACUGAUAAGCAGAAUGCCUAGUAGGCCAAAAACCAAUAGAAGAAGGCAUGUGUCUGAGGACAAUGAUUCCAAGUUCCCAACUGUUAGAGCUAGAGUUUGUAGGACUGUUAGGUGUAGCAGAUGUUUACAAUUGGGACAUAACUUGAAAUCUUGUAAGAAUGAGCAAGUGAUGAGGGAGUCUGUGCCACCUAAAAAGACAGGAAGGCCAAGGAGGGAUGGAAAUUUAAUAACAAACAGGGCUGCAGAGGGAACUGGAAUACCAAAUAGGGAGAGAGAGGGAACUACUUCUAAACAAAGGAAAGUUAAGCUUACAGUGAAAAGAAAGCUUACAGUUAAAAGAAGCAAGAAGGAAAAUAGGGAUGGAGAAGGAUCCUCAAAUCAAGCUACUGUUGAAGCAAGUACCCAGGCUCAAGCUACUGUUGAAGCAAGUACCCAGGCUCAAGCUACAGUUGAAGCAAGUACCCAGGCUGAAGAUGUCCAAGAAACUGGAGAUCUUGAAGCAACCGUUGAAGCAACUGAAGAUGUUCAAGAUGUUGUACAAGAGGAUGAUCAUUAUCAGAAAACCCAAGAUGAUGAAAUGUUUCAGGAAUGUGGUUAUGAUGUAUUGAAUUUGCAGGAAUGUGGUUAUGAACCUCAUGAGAUUGCACAGGCUUUGGAAAGGGUAAAUGUGAUGUCUGACCCUGUGUCACCAGUGGAAAUGGAUGUAGAUGCUAAUGAGAUUGAAGAUCACUUGGGAGCAGACUUAGAAUGGGAUGUGAACGAGAUUGAAGGUAACCUUAUGGAUGUGAUACCCCAUGUGAAUGAGAUUGAAGGUAACCCUAUGGAUGUGAUACCCCAUGUGAAUGAGAUUGAAGGUAACCUUGUUCCCCUUGUGGAUGUGAUACCUGAUGUUAAUGAGGUUGAAGGUGUAGAUGCUAAUGCUUGGGUCAGUGAAGAUGAUGAGGAAACUGAUGGGGAGAAUGAGUUCAUUGAAGAAACACAAGCUGUUAGGAGGCCUAGGAAAAAGAAGAUUUUUGAGAGAAUUGUGAAGAUGAAACUGAAGAAACCAGUUUAUGAUAAGGAUUGA